AUGCUGCCACCACAUCAGCACCCUCAGGGUGUCAUGGGCCGUUCAUUUGACUACAACAAUGAGAUGAAUUUUAAUGCGAAUGCGCGUCUCCCAGGCCUCGGUGCACCCGCAGCAGCUGGACCCUUACCAACGCCUCCAUUUCCUUUCAUGGGGACCUUCACGCCUCCGCAGUUCCCACCUACUGCCUUUUCUCCUGGUCAGAUGCCUCCGUUGGGAUACCCGCCCAUACCUCUACCAACCGCGUUUAACGCGCCGCCAAGCCGUCCGUCAACCGGUGACUUCCAAACGAAUCAUUUCAACUCUCAGCACGCAACCGCAUCUAGCUCUAUACAAGAUGUUGAUCGGGAGGAAGGUGAACUCACCGAUAGAGAGGGUGGCUUGCCAGCAGUGCGGAAACCCGUGUCCAACAGUGGCCCGAGCGCUCGGACAGCAUCUCUCGGCGGUCGGCCCACUAACGCGUCCGAAAUACCAGCGACUAACGGGGCAGCACUCCCUGGAUCCAACAAUCCCAAAGACUUUGCUUCUAAAUCCUCGCACAAACAAGCUUCUCGCGACUCUAUGGACCUGGAGGAGGGCGAGACGUGUUCUUCUCAGUCUACUACGUCAAGCCGAGACAGUGGAUCGCGUAAGGCCCUUUGGCUUCCAAAUCGGUAUUGUUUACUCACGAUAUGCAGCUUAUAA
This is a messenger RNA of Aspergillus melleus, 681 nucleotides long. RefSeq lists its product as uncharacterized. Bases 1 to 681 code for a protein of 226 amino acids. The record is from RefSeq and is a predicted model, not a curated record. The transcript has a single exon. NCBI's taxonomy places the organism in Eukaryota, Fungi, Ascomycota, Eurotiomycetes, Eurotiales, Aspergillaceae.